Molecule: messenger RNA, 1680 nt
Organism: Cuscuta europaea
Lineage: Eukaryota; Viridiplantae; Streptophyta; Magnoliopsida; Solanales; Convolvulaceae
Source: the annotation of a GenBank genome assembly
GUCCCCACUCGGUAACUCUCGGCCAAUUAGAUGAGGGGCCCUAAUUUAGAGCGCACACUCGUUUUUUAAGUUAGGAGUACUAUUCUUGAUUUUGAUACAAAUUACAAAGCCAAAUCCAUCUAUUUUCUUUUUUUGCUUCGAUUUCUUGAUUUCUUCGAUCGGCCAAAGGAAGCAGCAUUUGCAAUUUUUCUUCAGAUACAGGCUUUGCUUUUCCUUCAGCUGGCUGCGAUGAAGCUUACUGUCAAGACAUUGAAAGGCAGUCACUUUGAUAUUAGGGUUCAGGCCUCCGACACAGUUAUGGCAGUAAAGAAAAACAUUGAAGAUGCACAGGGAAAGGAUAGCUAUCCAUGUGGUCAGCAGUUACUUAUUCAUAACGGUAAAGUAUUGAAAGAUGAGAGCACAUUGACUGAAAACAAUGUUUCUGAAGAUGGAUUUCUUGUUGUCAUGCUUAGCAAGAGUAAAACUGUUGGGUCAUCUGGGACAUCUUCUGCUCAGCCUUCUGCAAUUGGUGUUCCAACUUCGAAUACUACUACACCACCUGAAGUUACUCCUGCAGCACCGGUUCUUAAGACUGUGGCAUCUGCUUCUGAUGCCGCAACAGCGAGAGUUCCCUCUGAUAGUUAUAGUCAAGCUGCUUCACAUUUAGUGGCUGGCAAUAAUCUUGAGCAGACCAUUCAACAUAUUAUGGAUAUGGGCGGCGGAAAUUGGGACAAGGAAGCAGUUACGCGAGCACUUCGCGCUGCUUAUAACAAUCCGGAAAGAGCUAUUGACUAUUUAUAUUCAGGUAUUCCAGAGACAGCUGAAGUGGCCCUACCAGUGUCUCAGAGUGGUGGGGCUGCCACAGCUCAAGGUGCAGUGAAUGUUGUCCCUGGUAUGGGAGGCCCUAAUUCAUCCCCCUUGAAUUUAUUCCCGCAGGAGCAGGUUUCUGGUGCCGCUGGUGUUGGAUCCCUUGAUUUCCUCCGAAACAGCCAACAGUUCCAAGCACUGCGUACAAUGGUUCAAUCUAAUCCGCAAAUCCUGCAGCCCAUGCUUCAGGAGCUGGGAAAGCAAAACCCUAAUCUUUUAAGAACAAUACAGGAGCACCAUCAAGAGUUUCUCCAAUUAAUCAAUGAGCCUGUUGAUGAUUCUGAAGGUGACAUAUUUGAUGAUCAGCCAGACCAGGAUAUGCCACAUACUGUCAGUGUUACGCCAGCUGAGCAGGAGGCAAUUGGGCGGCUGGAGGGCUUGGGCUUUGAUAGAGCUCUUGUUAUUGAGGCGUUUUUAGCAUGUGACCGCAACGAAGAGUUGGCAGCAAACUAUUUACUGGAGCAUUCAGGUGAUUUUGAAGAUUGAGUGAUAAUAGAUUAUUUGCUACAUUCUUUGAGCAGUUUCUCUCGGCGUGUUCUUAAACCAUGGUGAGAUGUAAAAGAGGGAAAUUCUCCUCUUUGUUUACAAUUUCUUACCUAGAGAUGCUAAUGUUGGUUAAGAUAAUUCAGACCUUAAUGGGUAGCUUCUGGUAUGACUAAUUUUGUUGCAAAGCUUUGGUUCUUCUUGUCUUCAUUUGCAACCUGCUCAUCUUUAGGCACAUAAAUAACAGCCAGGAGAUGAGUAGUUGGACUGUAGUUGAGUUUUUUGAGAGGCAGUGUGCACUACUGCAUAACUGCAAAUCUAGUACUUUUUCCUCAUUCUUUUCUAGUGUCA